UAUCGUCUCAUAACGAUAGGUUUGGCUGAUUUACCUCGUUCGAAAAACGAAAAGGAAAGACAAGAAAUUAUAAGAAGGGGCUCCCAUCUUUCAAGUGAAUACAAUAAUCCAUGCUUAAAAGAGCAGCAGUUGUCAUAUAACUGUCUGAGUGAUAUGAACUACGAUCGUGAUAAGUGUGGAGAUUUCUUCAAGAAUUAUCGUAAUUGCAGAGAUUUUUGGCUAAAGGUGCAAGUAGACAGAAGAAGAAAAGGAAUUAAACCUGAAAUGCCAUGGCCAGAAGAUCGAGAAGACAUAAAGAAGGAAUACAUGGCAGGAAACAGAAAAUCUUGAUGAUUUUUAGAACUAAUAUUUUGGUGUUAGAUGAUUGACACCUGUAUACUGUAAUAGCUUGUCAUAGCACUUUAUGUAUGUAUAUAUAUAUAAGCAAGAAUACCAUGCAAUAAAGUUUUCUGUAGUAUGGA
Messenger RNA from Limulus polyphemus (Atlantic horseshoe crab), 461 nucleotides. RefSeq names its product coiled-coil-helix-coiled-coil-helix domain-containing protein 7-like. The annotation marks the transcript as partial. The record is from RefSeq and is a predicted model, not a curated record. The transcript has 4 exons. Lineage: Eukaryota; Metazoa; Arthropoda; Merostomata; Xiphosura; Limulidae.